Messenger RNA from Rhodofomes roseus, 2069 nucleotides. RefSeq lists its product as uncharacterized. Bases 106 to 1869 code for a protein of 587 amino acids. Lineage: Eukaryota; Fungi; Basidiomycota; Agaricomycetes; Polyporales; Fomitopsidaceae. The record is from RefSeq and is a predicted model, not a curated record. The transcript has 4 exons.
ACGGCGCUGCACAGGCCAUGUUGAAUCCGCGCGACGCAAUGGCCGCCCUCCUAUAUCAGCCCUCCUCCCGCGCCCUCGCCGCCUUCCUCCUUCCCUCUCGCCCCCAUGCAGACUGACCGCGACGCCGUCUCCAUCUCUCGCGCGAGGUCCGUCUCGCGCGCCAGCAAACACGGCUCGACCGUUUCGCGCUCCCAGUCGCUCAUCAAGAAGAGCAUCGCCCCGCACGACCUACGUCCGUCCGACAUCCUCAUCGAGCGGUUCACCGCAUGGAAGAUCAUCGUCAAGCAGCUCAUCGCGUACUUUGAAGGCAUCGCGGACAUCCAGAACAAUGUCGCACGCGAGAUGACCAAGCUGGCUGGCGUGAUACAGGUCCCGUUCCGCUCGGGCAACCAGUUCUUGGGAGAGGGCGGCCUUCAGGACAUCUACUACGGCAUACGCGACAGGACACGCGCGAUUGCUGAUGAAUACGCCAACCUUGGGCGGACUGUCGACGGUUCCAUAGUGCAGCAUCUGCAGAAGCUCCGCGCGGAGAUCAAGGCGCAUAUCAAGAAUAUUCAGAACGACACGGGCAAGCUCGCCACAGCGGUCGCCAAAGAGCGCGAGCUUUCCGCCAAGCUAGUCGGCGACCUUGGGACAAACAUUUCGGUACUCAAGAACACGCCGCUCAGCGUGACUUCGAAGUCAGACCCGUACGUAGCUAAUCAAGCCGUCGCACGGCAGCUCGUGAAGCAGGUCCACACCGAGAACGCCCUCCAGAAGUCCCUGCUUCUCACGCAGGCGUCCUCGGCUGUAUUCGAGGCUUCCUUGAUUCAGGCCUUGCAGUCGGCGUGGUCGACGUAUGCUGAAUGGCGGACACGCAUGGAUGCGAACAUCCGAGAGACGUGGAAUGCCAUGGAACGCGACAUGUCCGGUCUGCCUCCCGACAGGGAGUGGAUUGCCUUCGCUGCCAGGGAGGACCACCUGGUUGACCCCGAGACGCCUUUGCGCGACCCCCAGCACAUCAUCUACCCAUCCAAAGAAGACCCGUCGGUCAUUCCCGUGCACACGGGGCUUCUCGAACGGAAGAAGCGCUACACGCGGGCGUAUCGCGAGGCGUACUACGUGCUCACGCCCGCUGGAUUCCUGCACGAGUACGCGUCGUCCGAUCCCGCGCUGGCAGACAGGCCGGCAUGGAGUUUGUUCUUGCCUUUGUGUACCCUUGGGCCGCCAUCAGCUCCCAGCGCGAAGAGCCACAAGUUCCACAUCGAAGAGCGCAAGGACGGCAGCGGCUCGGUCAAGACAGGCUCCUUCCGAGGACUCAGCCGGUCGCUCACUGGGCGCGGUAAUAGCAGCGGUCGCGCAUGGGCCUUCCGAGGCCGCUCGCACGACGACAUGAUGGAGUGGUGGAACGAUAUACGGAUGCUCUGUGCGCGGUAUCUGGUCGCGAGCGAGCAGAUGGAACGCAGUGGGCCGGUCGCGGCGGCUGUUCGUGCUGCGGGCUAUACGAGCGAGGACGAAGAGGAUGACGAAGAGGGCUCCAGUGUGGAGGAGGAGCAGGACGUUGAGGACGACGAGGUAUAUGAGCAGGCGAGAGACAUAGGCGAGGGGGAGGAUGACGCAGGCCCACCGGAGUAUACGCAUGAAGGAUACACCACCGACUUUGGUCCCAACGGAUACCCCGUGGACAAGAAGUCUCAUGCAGAUGAUCACGCAAGUGGAGGAGCCAAUGUGUCGAGGCGACCCAGCAAGCGACAGCAGGAGAAGGCUCCCGAGGGCAAGCCACCCCACGUUGCAUCCGGCGAUGAAGCUCCUGAAGCCGCGGCUGCAAAUGAGGUGCCCUCCGGAGCAGGACCCGCACCAACUGAAUCCCGCUUUACAGAAGGGUUGUAGUGGUGAUAUGGCUGUCUAGACCAGUUUUAGGCUAUGCAUAUAUGGUGCCUACCCAUUGUCUAUGAUAAGCCAUAGGAGUCCAUACUAGCAUAGAGGGCAGACUCUGUUGUGUUCUGAUGUGUUCACAUGGACUGGAUUACCAUUGGGGAUGAAAGUUGUUCAUUGUCAGGAAGUAUUCUAAACAGUUAUUGUGUUAGAAU